This is a messenger RNA of Pelecanus crispus (Dalmatian pelican), 648 nucleotides long. NCBI's taxonomy places the organism in Eukaryota, Metazoa, Chordata, Aves, Pelecaniformes, Pelecanidae. The record is from RefSeq and is a predicted model, not a curated record.
AUGAAAAGGCAAAGCUCUGGUCAGGAGCAUGAGAUUAUUGAAUUACAAGAAGAUAAUGUGGAGGAAAGUGAGGCUGAUCAUGACAAGCCUCUAACUACUCAAACAAGAAAGGAGAGAGAUCACUGGAAAUCAUGCGGGAAUGUAGUUUUCUGGAAGUGUAAACUAUGGAUGGUUAUAACUACAAUUUUUCUAGUAUGCUUCCUGGUCAUUCUCAUCAGCCUAAUUCUUUAUUCUAAUGUUUACACAGAUGAGGAUGACUAUUGGGAUCCUGAUGCACUACUAAAUAGUGGAAAUAGUCUCAAUUUUUCAGGAACACUGCAGUUAACAUGUGGUCUCCCACACCUUUUCUCUGAAGACAUUACUAACAGGUUAGCAGAUGUCUACAGUUCAUCUCCAGCUCUAGGACGCUACUUUAGGUCAGCUCAGGUGGUUUAUUUCAGUAAUGAAAGCUCCACUGUAUUUUAUCAGCUAGAGUUUUCUGUACCACCAUCAACAGAGGGAUUUAUGGAAAACACAAUGAACCCAGAUUUUAUAAAGAACGUUUUACGUCAAAAUAUUUAUGAUGAAGAUGAUGCUUUUAAUCCUGGGACAUCUGAAUGUAACAGGUUAAAGCUUGACCCAACUUCUCUCACGUUAACUGAUUCAUAG